ACUUCAUGAAUCAUCAUUGUACUUCCUUGUAUUUGAUUGUUAUCAAAAAGGAAUUUUAUCAUUUUAUGUAACUCACAUGCAUUUUUGAAGAUUGUAUAACCAAAAUUAACUAUUUUGGCAUUAUUGAAUGUUAUUUGUGCCCCCUUGAAAGGGACAAGUUGCACAAAAGUAUAAAACGAUUUGCUUCUGUGUAAAUAUUCUGCGAAGAAAACUGUCAUUCUGUUUUGAGAAGGGAAGGGAAAUGUACACUUCACCUGCAUACAAACGAGAUAAUUCACAAAGGAUUGAUAAUCAACCGGAGGCAAGAUAAAUAAAUAAUGUGGAAUUAAAUUCCGAAAAUAAAAAAAGAAAUAGAUGAUACGAUGUAAAAUUGUAAACCUCCUUACGCUUUUCAUUCUCACGGAUUUGAACAGAAGUGCAAUAACCCAAAUUACAUCUCAACCCUCCUCCAGUGUAUUUACCUCAUCCAAACUGAAAAUAUUCCCCACUCCACAGUCUUCCAAUCCACUAACUGAUAUAUCAAUCCAAACUAAAUUUUCAGACAAAAAUCAAAAUGAUCAAAGCAUCAAAUUCAACAAAGAAAUAACUUAUACAAUUGUUGAAGAAUCGAAUGUUCCACAAUUGAUUGGUGAUUUAAUAAAUGACUUUAAUUUAAACAAGUAUCUCUUACGCCAUGUUUUAAAUGAACCGCGUCAGUCUCCAAUGCAUACUAGUAAUAAUCAAAACAAUCAGUCUAAACAAAUGCUUAGUAUUGACUUGAUAGCAAAUCAUUAUCAAUCAACACAGUAUACAGAUGCCGAUCUCCCACGACUUCAUUUAUUCCCCUCGAAUCAAUGGAGUGCUGAAUAUUUCCAUAUAAAUUAUCAUAAUUUAUUUAAACAAGAAUUGAUACAAAUUAAAAGGCUAGAUCGUGAUCGUUUAUGUCAGUUGAAUGAUUUCAAUAAAACCACAGAACACCAAAAAAAUCAGCAACAGCUAAAACACUACGAUACAUGUAUGUGUUCAAGUGAUAUUUGUUCAACAAUUUAUAGUCAAAAAUUGAAAUCAUCAGCGCUAUCAUUAUUAACUCGUGUUGAAACAUUGAACGGUAGAGGGAAAAUUGAAUCCGGUGAAUUAGCAUUAUUACUACCUUAUUGUCAAUUUAUAAUGACUUUAGCUAUAAAUCUAUUUCAUACUGGUAUGGAAAUAUUUACUAUACGGAUAAAAUUAUUAGAUUUAAAUGAUAAUUACCCAAGUUUUAAACCAUUUACAAAAUAUGAAGUCCACUUUAUGGAGGACGAUCGAAUUGGUGUAAGGCGUCGAUUGCCUCUUGCUACUGAUGUAGAUAUGUGCUUGCAUUCAGAGAUAACUUAUCGAUUAGAGGCAGGUGAAAGUUUCAAAGAUGAAGGAGAUUUAAUCUCUGAAAAUGUCGGCAGCCUACAUAACAACAAUCGACCUGUUAAUUUAAGCAAUUUAUUUAGUUUAAAAUUGACUGAAACAUCGAAUACGAAAGUUUUAGAGAUCCAGCUGGAGCAUACACUUGAUCGUGAAAAAAGAGACAAAUAUGAUCUUUAUUUGUUAGCAAUUGAUGAUAAUAGUAAUUUUCAUAGACGUGAAGAGAACAGGCAUACAACUACCCUUCCAAUUAUUGUAUACAUUCAAGAUGUAAAUGACUGUAAACCUGAGUUUCUUGUGAUGAAUGGAUCACACUAUACACCGGCUAAAUUGUCUGAACCUGUAUUCAAUGAAGUCGCUGAAAAUGUAGCAGUUGGAUAUAUUAUUACAAAAUUUCAGGCUAUUGAUGAAGAUUUUGGUGAUAAUGGAAGAAUUAGUUAUGAAAUGGGACAGUAUACACAUUCAAUUACAAAAUCAUUUUUUAGGUUAAAUUCCACUACGGGUGAAUUGAUUGUACAAAAUCCACUAGACAGGGAGGCAGCACCAUUCUCAACUGGUCUACAUCGUUUCACUAUCACAGCGCUAGAUCAUGGCAUCCCACAGAGAAGUUCAAAUCUAUUAAUAGUAUUACAAAUACUAGAUGUCAAUGACAACCGCCCAUUGAUACAAUUAACCGAAGAAGCAGGUCAGUAUCGACAACAUUUAUAUACGAAUCCCUUGAAUAGGAUCAACAAUAACAGUGAGUUACACAAUGAAGGGAUAAAAGAACUUUGGCGAUCGAUAGUCAACAAUAAAACCAUGACUGCAAGUUCAAUUAUUGAAAGACUUCGUAAUGUUUCACUUCAUACUAAAAUGAUUGGUAAUCAACCAAAGAAUACAAUAGCUACAUUUCUCACAGUUAAUGAUCCUGAUCUGAAUGAAAAUGGUACAGUAACCUGUCUGAUUGAAGAUCAGUUAGUCGUGUAUACAAAAAAUUAUUCAAAACAGAUUGGAUCCAAUUAUCACAGUGAUGAUUCUUACAACAAUGCAAAUAAUCAGUUUAUAUCAUUAGAACCAUUUGAGUUCGGCAGUGGAGUAAAUCGUCAAGACUGGCAAUAUCAUCAGUUUGACGACGAUAGGGAUUUUGUAAAAAGGAAACCAUCCACCGACAAUCCUGACAAUCAAAAGACAUCGUUUCCAGACAAAAGGCGGAAUUCAGUGUAUUAUUAUAAUGCGUCGACUCAAAAUACCAAUCAAUACACAUAUCAGUUAAAAACCAAGACGUUUUUUGAUCCGGAUAAGAUCUCCGACUUCUAUCUUCUUAUUCAAUGUCAUGAUCAUGGAACUCCAUCGUUGACUACCAAACAAACUGUACACGUUGAAAUUGUUGAAAAAAUCAAUGACAACAGAGAAGGGGAAUUAAAAUUUUCCUAUUUAAACCUUUUAGGCAAUUUUAUUCGUAAUGAUGUCAAUUGUGAUUACUAUUAUUAUUAUGAUUAUUCAAACAGCAUAUCACACUCAACACUUUCAGGAAUCUAUUCAGACGAUCAAUGGAUUACUGAUCAAUAUGUGAGCAGUGGGGAACAAGAAUCACAGAGUCAUCAUAAGAUGGAAUUUGUUUAUCCUUCCGCAUUGCACAGUACCCACUUUCAAGCAGUAUCAACCGUGUGUUUACUUCUUCGAAGAGAAAAUCUUGUUGUAGGUCAAAAGUUGUUCACGGUUGUGGCAAAAGCUGAUGGUGAAAAAAGGGAGGAGAAUUUUCAAAUUAUUUAUGAACUGAUUCAAGAGAUACCUGAUGGAAAUACCUUCGUCAUCGAUUCAAUAUCUGGUACAGUCCAGUUACGAAACAAUCAGCCUCUUCUAACUGACCAUCGGCCAAUUAAGAAACAAUUGAUUAUACAAGCUUCAAAAAUUGGCACUCUUUACGACUACUCAAAGCAUUUAAAUCAUAAAAUCCGAUUACUACUUAAUCUGACAAUCAGUAGUGGUAGUAUUAGCGAUAAUCAGCUAACAGAAACCUCUUCAACUUCACUGUCAGUCCAUCCAAAAGCUAACAGUCGAAUUCACCUGAGAAAGGCAUUCCCUAAUAAUUCAUUUAUAGUCUACUCAAAUCAUACCUAUGAGUGUUAUACUCCAGAAUCGGUCUCACCAGGAAGUCCUGUACUACUGAAUACAAUAGUAUAUUGUGUCAGUCCUUUUACCAAUAUCUCUGAAGCCAGCAACCAUUUGGAUAAACGGUGUGAAUUAAAACUAACUGAAAUCGACUCUACACCUCUGUUAUCCGACAACAAGCAUUUCUAUCUAUCACCCAAUAAAUUCUUAUGUGACAGCUACUCGAACGAGUUAUGCACAGGCUACACAAUCUUGACACAGUAUCCACUUGAUCGUGAGCAACAAGAUCGACACAUUUUCACGUUAACAACAACGUCAUUAACUCACCGGAAUCACGCCUUCACAAAUCCAACUGAGAAUUCAGUGAAAAUUAUACUUCAUGUACAAGAUGUGAAUGAUAAUUCGCCAACAUUGAAAGAACCUUUCUAUUCAACCAGGAUUUUAACACCACCAGUCAAAAGUUUAAUUAUCAAUCGAAUGACUUUCAAUCCUCCAUAUUACAUAACCAAUAUAUCUAUAUCAUAUAAAGUACCACAAGGUUAUGUAAUUAUUCAAAUGAAUGCAGAAGAUAAAGAUAUUGGUGAGAAUGCAAGGCUGAGUUAUACAAUACAUCAUAUAUGGUCAUUUCCAGAGACUGGUUAUGAAGGCAACAGUCAAAGAUGGCACGGUAAAUCUUUUAUUGUGUUGAAUUCAAACACAGGAAUUUUGAGUACAACAAGACAAUUAUUGUUGAGUGAUGUAGGAAGAUAUAUUCUAUACAUCACAGUUCAAGAUCAUGGGAAACCUCAACCGCUGAGCACAAAUUCUAUUAUAUACCUUAAUAUAUUACCUAUGGAAAUAUAUCAAAGACCAGUGAAUGACUUACCUGAUUCUCUAUCAGGAAGUCAUACUUUAUCCUCAUCCUCCUUGCAUUCCUCCUCCUCUUCUUCUGCAUCAAUCCAUCAAUUUAAUACAGAUGAAUAUGAUCCAGGAGGAUUCGGCGCUGAUCACCUUCUUCAUUUAUCAUCACAAUCUUCAGAAUCUUUAAAUAAGCAUCAUAAUUCACUAUUAUGGCCUACAACAAUUGGUAUUGCGUCGACAAUUUUCCUUCUAAUUAUCACUAUAAUUGUUAUCAUUAUUCUAUAUCGUGUGAAAUCUAAAUCUGCAAAUGCUGAACAAGAGGAAGUAAAACUUGACGAAAUCAAUCACGUCAAUACCUAUAAUUUAGAUAUCAGUCGAUUGUCUGUAGACCAGAACAACACAACAUAUUUACCUCAAUAUGAAACUGACAUUUUAUUAAAUUAUAUGGAUCGAAGUAAAUGUAACAGUCCGAAUGGAUCCAUUCCAACAGGUUAUAUUCAUCCAAAUUUAAGCAGCGCAGCAUCACUGAACAUAUAUUAUCCUAAUUCGUCAAAUGUAUAUGAUACAAGCUCUUUCAAUGAGUUAACUAAUCCAAAUCUUCGAUAUCAACAAUUCAGUGCCAGUGAAUCAAUACAAGAUGGAAUCAGUGCGCCAGUCCACUAUUCACCGAUCAGUCAUCCUUUUGUACAUAAUAUUUCUACAGAUUAUGUAACAGAGAAUCAUUAUCCAACUUUAGCGCCAACAACAGAAUCAAUUUAAUCAAAACAAGAUUAUUAUUAUUAUUACAACUAAUAUGAUUACAAUUUUUCCCAACCUCAUUAAUACUCAGAUUAUAAAUUUAUCCGUUUUCAGAAUGUUGAAUAAUUAAUUUUAUUCCAG
Messenger RNA from Trichobilharzia regenti, 5184 nucleotides. The record is from the annotation of a GenBank genome assembly. NCBI's taxonomy places the organism in Eukaryota, Metazoa, Platyhelminthes, Trematoda, Strigeidida, Schistosomatidae.